GGGCGGCCGCGGGGGCUGCCGGGAGCCUGCGGGGCUGAGUCCGCCGUCAUGCUGCUUUUCUGCCCCGGCUGCGGGAACGGGCUGAUCGUGGAGGAGGGACAGCGCUGCCACCGUUUCGCCUGCAACACCUGCCCCUACGUGCACAACAUCACCCGCAAGGUAACAAAUCGGAAGUAUCCAAAGCUCAAAGAAGUGGAUGAUGUGCUUGGUGGAGCAGCUGCCUGGGAGAAUGUUGACUCUACUGCAGAGCCCUGCCCCAAAUGCGAACAUCCUCGAGCCUAUUUUAUGCAGCUUCAGACCCGCUCUGCAGACGAGCCCAUGACUACCUUCUACAAGUGCUGCAAUGCUCAGUGUGGUCACCGCUGGAGGGACUAGGGUGCAGCCGGCCAGCUGCGUCAGUCUGUUCCCUUCUUCCCCACGGGGCCUCCCAGCUGGGAGCGGGCACUGUGUGUCCCGAGGGUCUCUGCUGGUUGGCAGAAAGCUAACCCUUUUCGGGUUGUCGGCCAGGGUGUCAGGAAAGGUAGCCCGUCUGCCAACCAGCGGAUGAACUCAUUCAUGUCCAGGGAGAUUUUAAGUGUGGGAAGGAGUUUCCGUAACUAAGUACAUUCUGCUUCAGGUCCAGUUC
Rhinolophus ferrumequinum (greater horseshoe bat) is the source of this 625-nucleotide messenger RNA. It is a transcript of the gene POLR3K, whose product is annotated as RNA polymerase III subunit K. The transcript is spliced from 3 exons. Gene Ontology annotation, molecular function: nucleic acid binding; DNA-directed RNA polymerase activity; zinc ion binding. The record is from RefSeq and is a predicted model, not a curated record. Gene Ontology annotation, cellular component: RNA polymerase III complex. Gene Ontology annotation, biological process: DNA-templated transcription; termination of RNA polymerase III transcription. NCBI's taxonomy places the organism in Eukaryota, Metazoa, Chordata, Mammalia, Chiroptera, Rhinolophidae. Bases 49 to 375 code for a protein of 108 amino acids.